This is a messenger RNA of Fonsecaea monophora, 942 nucleotides long. RefSeq lists its product as hypothetical. The record is from RefSeq and is a predicted model, not a curated record. Lineage: Eukaryota; Fungi; Ascomycota; Eurotiomycetes; Chaetothyriales; Herpotrichiellaceae. The transcript has 3 exons. Bases 1 to 942 code for a protein of 313 amino acids.
AUGAUCCGGAGGAAGACCGAGUGCGCGAGCACAAACCAAAGAUACAACAGUCUCCUUAUUCAACAUCAGGAAGCCCUGACAGCGGGCUUGGUGGAACUGUACAGGCGGCUCGCCGGAGGUCAGAAAUGGGACGGUGCUCUAGUCGAAGAAGUCAAUGGCAACCCCAGCGUACACGGUAUCCUUGAACGACUAGGAGUGCUUGACCGCGACGAAGAUGCAAUUCCCAGCAAUUUCGACUCAUCCUCGACGCACACCAAGUCGGAACCUGUCUCACCCGUGAGCCUUGCGAAAUCUGUUCCUCCAGCUAUUGCACCGAAACCAAAAGUGCAGGUUCAAGCAACAACUCAUAGAGACCCGGUCUGCCAUACACCUGGUACUGCAGUUCUUGAACGGCGGAUUACCGUCGGCCAAUCGCCAAAAUCAGCCACAGCAACGACCAUGAGCCGGACGUCGACGGUGUAUGGACCGCAAUCUUCCCCAUUCGAUGGAAAUGAACUACCAGAACACAUGACAUUUUUCGCACAACACCUCUCCUCACCACGGACACCACCGUCGAACGCUCGAAGCUCACUCAACAGGCUCAGCAUGUCGUCGAUAUCAUGGGACUCGCCAAUGGAUGAGUUUGGCGAUGACUUGUUUGGCACGCCGAUACUUACACCCGGGGCAGAUGUCCAGCCAGCACAACAACGGCCGGGCCACCAGAUCGAACCUGUUCCGCAACCUCAGCCGCUCGGCCAAACUCCACCACAAGUCCAUCAGAAUUCGUACACGCUGCCCCCGUCAUUCACAUCUCCGCACCUGAGCGGCACGGAAGCCUACAGCAAUGAGUGUUUCUUCGAUGCGACUCUAGGCGCGGGAGUGUCCAUGUAUGGAUGGGAUAAUGGAUUGGUAGGUCCAGGCGGUAUCGAGUAUGUGCCUUGGGACACGGGAGUUUAUGUCUAG